AUGGAAUCCUGGACAGACCAAGAACCGGCGCGAAAGCGGAUGAGAAAGGGCACGAGAAGUUGCACAGAGUGUCGGCGACGCAAGAUACGAUGCACAUUCAACCCCAACCGUCCAGAAAUUUGUAAUGAGUGUCGGUCCAGAGGCAUGAAAUGUGUUGAUCAAGAACAUGCGGUUAUUACCCCUCCAUCGUCCGGCUACCAGCAGAACUCCCAACUUGGCGAACAGCCAUACAGUCUCCGCGAGCGAGUCGCGCACCUGGAGAGCCUCGUAGAGAGGUUAACCAAGCGACUAGACCAACGGGACUCUAACACUCCACCUUGUGAGCACCAUGGGAUAAAUCAAUCGGACGGUAUAAAAGCCCAUUCAAGGCCACUGGCUACCGAGCCAGAUGAACUAGGCCCAUCCAGUGACCAGAUUUGCAAUGCGCCGAUACUACAACUGUUUGACAACUAUGUCGUGAGCCGCCAAGAGGACUCGUCGAAUAAUGAUAAAUUCGCCGGUGUUCAGGACAUGUCGCCAAAGGCCGAAGCGGUGCGUGCAGAACUCAUGUCUCUCCUCCCUCCUGCAGAGGAUAUGAAUAAGAUAAUCAAUACGUCCUUCCAUUGGUUCGUGUGGCAAGAUCAUCUCCCAGGGCUGUUCGAUCAACAUGCCGACAGACUCGUUUUUAAUGAAAAUUGUCGCGAUAAUCUAGUGGCUCCCGCCGAAGUCGCUAAGGCACUUAUGUGCCUAUGUAUCAGUGCGGUUCAUGCCCCGUCUGAAUUUGACUUUGGUACUUUAACCGUGCCCUUUGAACCUCAAAAAUUCUCCGAUCAAUGCAUUGAGAUGGUGGACCGUUUAAUCGUCCGUGAUGACAACUUCGCGGCUACCCUGCCCGGUAUAGAAUGCCAGAUGUUGCUCCACAGGGUUCAUAUGACUGAUGGCCGGCUCCGGAAAGCUUGGCUGGUAAUCCGUCGGGCAAUCGAGUUUGCCCAUUUAGCUGGAAUGCAUCUGUCCACCAAGGUUCCAAGGCCAGACGACUCUUUUUAUGAAAGGCGCUUGAAAAUCUGGUGUUCCCUGGCAACAUCGGAUCGAGUCCUGAGUUUGAUUCUUGGCCUGCCUUAUGGUAUCAGCGAUCAAUUCUUUUUGCCACAGAUGGAGCAACGUCUCAAUUCAAACUUAUCAGCUCCAGAGGAAUACGUGUCGCGCAUUGGCAUCAUCACGGGACAUAUGGUUGACCGAAACCAAGACCCUUCCAAGAUGACUCUUGCAGCAACAUUACGACUGGACCAAGAGCUGCAGGAUUCUUGGGAAUCUAUGCCAAGUCACUUACAAACCGCAGAGCCUUGUCAGGAUGAGAAACGGGAACACUACAUUGAGAGGGUCCCGUUGCAAUUCAUGCUCAAGCUACUGCGUGCUUUUCUCCAUCUCCCCCUGAUGCUGCGAUCUCCCCUUGAGCCUCAAUUCCGUCCCUGCCACACGAUCGCGAUUCAAUCCGCAAGAGAAGGACUCGUUCUAUACAAGGUCCUUCGAUCUAACAUCAAGCCCUAUUUGUGCAAAAUGAUCGACUUUAUGGCCUUCACGCUAUGUCUUCUUUUGAUAAUCCACCUGCAAGGCUAUUCCGAUGAGAAUCCAGAUCAAAGUAAAGAGCAAGAUGAACAAGAUUGGGAUAUGGUAAAGAAGGUCGUUGAGAUCCUUCGUCAGGCGGCAACAGAGCUAGGAGGCUCGGUUGCUGCCGAGUCUGCGAACAUUCUCGGCGCCAUCCACGACGCCAAAGAUUACAAGCACGAUUGGAGCCGCAUCUCGAGCUGCAAAAUUACAGUGCCCUAUUUUGGUACGAUUACGGUCAGGGCAGGAACCAAGUUUUCCAAGGGUCGCCCGAAAAGCAAGGAGCAGACAUCAGUAUCAGGCACAAUAGGGGCGGAGGAUUCUUGCUCAAGACAAUGUCCUAGUCAGCUCUAUACGCCGCCGAUGUCUGACCCUGAAUAUGCACCAAGUACCAACACUGAUGCCUUGAAUGGUGCUUCCCUCACGCCCAGGAUGGCGCCUGGAUAUCCAGACGAGCCAUGGCUUUCGAGGAGUGAAACAGUGGCAAACCCAUAUGUUGGCCUGGAGCUCAACACGUUUAGUGGACUUUUCGAUGAUUUUGGGCAGUACAUGUGGCCAAAUAGCAGUGUUGACCUCGGACUUGAUCAGGGCUGGAAUCUGAACUGGUCAGAUGGUAUGCCACCACCAUGA
Penicillium samsonianum is the source of this 2214-nucleotide messenger RNA. RefSeq lists its product as uncharacterized. NCBI's taxonomy places the organism in Eukaryota, Fungi, Ascomycota, Eurotiomycetes, Eurotiales, Aspergillaceae. The record is from RefSeq and is a predicted model, not a curated record. Bases 1 to 2214 code for a protein of 737 amino acids. Gene Ontology annotation, molecular function: zinc ion binding; DNA-binding transcription factor activity, RNA polymerase II-specific; DNA binding. Gene Ontology annotation, biological process: regulation of DNA-templated transcription; DNA-templated transcription. The transcript is spliced from 3 exons.